UGGAUCAUCGUCAACUAUUGCUGAAAAGGAGAAGAAUCGUCAUCUUCAUCGAAGGUAUCUUGUUAUUUUCCAUUUGAUAAAGUGAUUUCGUAGUCAUCACAGAGUUUUCAGCUUGUUCUGUGAUCGCUACCUACGAUUGAGGCUGAAUCUUCUUUUCAAGUUGGAAUGGAUGCUAUCAGUUGUCGGUCCACACAAGGCAAUGAGUCUGCUGCUGAUUCUGGUGAUUGGAAGUCUCAAUUACUACCUGAGUCAAGAGAGAAGAUUGCGCUUAAGAUAAUGGAUAAUUUGAAGAAAUGUAUUCCUCAUAAUGAUGGGCCAGAAGGACUGCAUGAACUCAAGAAACUUGCUACAAAAUUUGAGGAGAAGAUCUUCUUUGCUGCCACAAACCAGACUGAUUACCUGAGACAAAUAUCACUGAAAAUGCUGGCAAUGGAGUCACAUAAACUCACGGCGAACUCUAUGCCAACUGAUUCUGUUGUUCGUAGUAGCCAGAACCCUCAAGAUUCAGGAGGAUCAAAUAGUAUGCAAGCUCAAGUUGUAAAUCAAGGGCAACAAAUGCCCAUGCAGACAGGAAACACCCAGGUUCAAGAACGCCAACAAAUUCAGAAUAGCGUUGUGCCAGGUGGUGUCCCAGGUUCUUCUGGAUUAACAUCAGCAAUGUCUUCAAUCAGUGGCCUACCUUCUACUAGCAUUCCGAAUGUAGCUUCCCAGAAUCCAAACGUUCAGAGCAUUCAAAACAUGCCUGGAGUUCCACAAAACUUGGUGGGAAAUGCGAUGGGGCAAGGGGUUUCAUCAAGUAUGCCCCAACAGCAGAGACAGAUUCAAGGAAGACAACAAAUUACGCCCCAACAGCAGCAGCAACAACAAAAACAGCAGUCUCAGAAUCAACAGAAUUAUCUUUACCAACAACAGCAGCUACUUAUGAAAUCAAAGUAUCAACAAGGGAAGAUAUCCCAUUCGGUCAUGCAAUCUCACUUGCAGCAGCAGGCCCAGCAACACCCCAACAUAGUGCAGUCCUCUCAGCAGUCUUCUGUUAUGCAGUCGGGUUCUUUAUCUGGUCUUCAACAGAAUCAACAGAUUUCUGGUCAACAGCCAACACAAACUGGAAUGCAGCAAAAUUCACAAUCGGUUUUCAGGCAGCAGCAGCAGCAGCAGCAACAAACUUCAAUGAUUCACCAACAGCAGAAUACUGUACAGUCAAUGCAGCAACAACAGUCAAAUGCAACCAAUAUGCGGCAGACUUCAAUGAUUCGUCCACAGCAGCAGACUGUACAGUCAAUGCAACAACAUCAGCUGUCGAAUGCAACCAAUAUGCAACAGAACUUAACCGGUCAGCAGAAUAGCAUUUCUGAUAUGCAACAACAGCAACAAAGGAUGCUGAGUCAACAAAAUAAUCUUCCCAACAUGCAGCAACAACGGCUGACAAGCCAGACAAAUAAUCUUCCUAAUAUGCGUCACCAGCAGAUGAAUUCUUUGAAUAAUGCCGUUAGAUUGCCACAGCAGUCUCUUGUUACACAAUCCGGUAGCUCAAAUAUGCUGACGAAUCAGCACACUUUACAAAUGAUGCAACAGUCUAAGGUUCCUCUUCAGCCACAAAGCCAGCAUGGUAACACAACAGUUUUUCCAUCCUUGGGUCAGCCAUCAUCGCAUCAAUCAAUGGCUCAGAUUCAAUCUCAGACUGGGCAAUUGCAGCAACAGUUAGGCAUGCAACAGCAACCAUCAUCACAUCAAUCAAUGACUCAGAUUCAACCUCAGACUGGGCAAUUGCAGCAACAGUUAAGCAUGCAACAGCAGCAACAGUUAAGCAUGCAACAGCAGCAGCAGUUAGGCAUGCAACAUCAGCAACAGUUAGGCAUGCAGCAACAGCCCAAUUUAGUACAAAGGGAUAUGCAGCAGAGGCUUCAAACAUCUGGCCCCUUGCUUCAACAGCAGAAUAAGAUUGAUCCGCAGAAACAUCUGGCCCUCUCAGAGGCAUCAUCAACUUCUUUGGACUCCACAGUUCAGAAGGGAACUGCAAAUAGUGAAGAUUGGCAAGAGGAAACAUAUCAAAAGAUUAAAGCCAUGAAAGACGCAUAUUUAUCAGAUCUGGUUGAAAUGUAUCAGAGGAUUAGUGCUAAACUCCAGCAGCAUGAUCCUGUUUCUGAGCCGUCUCAAAAUGAACAAUCUGAGAAGCUGUUGUUGUUUAAGACCAUGGUGGAACGAAUAAUUGUUCUGCUGCAGAUCCCCAAAUGCAAUGUUUUGCCUGUUUAUAGGGAAAAGUUACCUUUGUACGAAAAACAAAUAAUAAAUGUCCUGGCUUCAAAUAAGCCACAAUAUAAACAGGGCUCCACGAUGCCACCUGGGCAGCAGCCUGGCCAGUAUCAGAUGCAAUCCAUGCAGCAACAGACACAUGAUAAUCAGAUAAACGCCCAGCUUCAACAGACAGGCGUGCAAAAUUCCAUGUCAACAAUACCUCAGAACUCGAUGACAGACCAAGGAAAUCACCUAAACAAUAUGCUGGAGGUUUCUGUUGGGUCUUUGCAGCAAAAUCCUAUGAGUGCUCCACAACAAGCUAACUUGAAUACGCUUCAGCCAAACUUCUCAUCAGUUCAGUCCAAUGCGAGUAUGCUUCCAUCCCAGAAAAUGUUACAGACUAAACCAUUGAACCAGCAACGCCAGAUGCAGCAACAGUUAGUGCACAGACAAAUCCAACAGGAGCAACAGACACAGCAAUUGAAUCAGCAGAAACAGGCACAAUUUCAAUCACAGCAGAUGUCUCAGAUGAAUGAGAUAAAUGACUUGAACCUGAGACAACAAUUGGCGCCCAUAUCAGGUAUACAGCGAUCGGCCUAUCAACAUCUACAGACGAAGUCAAACACUUCCAAAUUUCCUAUUUCAUCACCACAGAUCCUUCAGACUGCUGCAUCUCCCCAAGUUCUUCAGCAACCGUCUCCACAAAUUGAUCAGCAAAACAUUUUGUCAUCCCUUACAAGAACUGGAACUCCUCUUCAGUCUACAAACUCACCUUUAAUUGUUCCAUCUCCUUCAACUCCCUUUGUUCCAUCUCCAAUGCCAGGGGAUUCUGAAAAAGUAGGCUCGGGUGUGGGAAAUAUUAGACAAUCUCUUGCUAUUGGCACCCCGGGUAUAUCUGCAUCCCCUUUGCUUGAGUCCACUAGUCAGGAGAUUCAUGCUAAUGCUUCUACAGUCGUUUCCGGAAAGUCAAAUGUUACAGAGCUGCCUAUGGAUCGGUUAAUUAGAGUGGUAAAGUCAAUGUCUCCAAGUGCAUUGAGUGAUUCGGUGAGUGAUAUUGGCUCAAUUGUGGGUAUGUUUGAUGGGAUAGCUGGAUCAGCACCAGGUAAUGGUUCUAGGGCUGCUGUAGGAGAAGAUUUGGCUGCGAUGACCAAGUUCCGUUUACAGGCAAAUAAUAUUUCCAUGCAAGAUGGAUUUCCUGGAACAAGGAAAAUGAAGCGAUAUACAACCGCGAGUUCUGUGAUUUCCAACGAGGAUUCCGAUUCUGAUUCGGUUGCUACAUCUUAUUUCAAAAGGCCUCGACUAGCGGAUAAUCAUUCCCUUUUGGAGGAGAUAAGGGAGAUAAAUGAGCAACUUAUAGAUACGGUUGUAGAUAUUAGCGAUGAGAAACUCGAUCAUACUGCAGAUCCAGCUGAAGGAGGAACUAUAGUUAAAUGCUCUUACAGUGCUGUUUCCCUCAGCCCUACUUUCAAAUCACAAUAUGCUUCCCACCAAAUGUUGUCUAUCCAACCCUUACGACUGCUUGUUCCCCAAAACUACCCGAAUUGUUCUCCCAUAUUCUUGGACAAGUUUCUGACUGAGCCUAGUAAAGAGAGCGAAGAUUUAUCUGUAAAGGCGCAAUUGAGGUUUAGCAUCCAUGUUCGCAACCUUUCACAACCUAUGUCACUUGGAGAAAUUGCGAAAACUUGGGACUUAUGUUCUCGAGAAGUGAUCAUAGAGUAUGCACAACAGAAUGGUGGUGGGACUUUCACCUCCAAAUAUGGAAGUUGGGGAAAUGGCUUGAGUACAGUAUGAAUCUUUUUUUUUUUGGUUAUAAGUUAAAGACAAAAAUGCUCUCGUCCAACCUUUUCUUGGUGCAAUUGUUUGCUUGAAUGGCAAAAACUGUUUGUUUUUCACCAUCUCAGGUUGACAAAGUAACUGUUUUUCUGGUUUAGUUUUAUAGUCAGGAUUUUGAAUUUUUAUCAAAAAGUUU
Molecule: messenger RNA, 4201 nt
Organism: Impatiens glandulifera
Lineage: Eukaryota; Viridiplantae; Streptophyta; Magnoliopsida; Ericales; Balsaminaceae
Product: mediator of RNA polymerase II transcription subunit 15a-like
Exons: 11
Coding region: 166-4023 (1285 amino acids)
Biological process (GO): regulation of DNA-templated transcription
Molecular function (GO): chromatin DNA binding; transcription coactivator activity
Source: RefSeq, a predicted model, not a curated record